AGGGAUGAAUUGAGACCGCUACAGUCGUCAGAUGCGAUGAAUUUGCCAAUCCAAGUAGACACCAGAAUUAGCUUCCUCGCAGCGCGUUCACUGACUGCAGUUUCGCAUUAUUUGGCAUGUUAGAGCACAGCGCGAAGUGUCGUUCGUGCGUAUUUUUGGACGUCGCGCGCCUUUUCGCGUCCGUCGGAUUAUGUACGUGCGAAAAAAGUAGUAAGGCUUCAACUCGGAGGAAGGAAAUAGAGUGAUAUUCGAGCGCAUUAAAUUUUGUAUCAUUUUUCAUUCCCGCAUUGUUCAACUGUGCGAACGAUUACGGGGUGAAUGACGGGUCCCAGGUCCCGUGAUGGAUAAUUCUAACUGGGAUGCAGCCUUAUCAAAGCUCCUCAUUUCCCUGGAAGACAAUAAGACUGAACUUCCAAGCUGUAACGAGGAAGAAUUAAAUUUUCUCAGCGAUUUACUAAAGUCAAAGGAGCUUAACGCGUUGGUUAACAUUCACAACAAGAUAAUAAACAACACCAAUGAUGAAAAAUUCUUUCCUAUAUUGUCCAACUCCAUGGAUGUCGACGUCGAUGUUUUGGAUGUACUUGCGUCAAAGACACAUGUAUCCGAAGAUUGCAAGGAACUGUUUCAUUUGUUACAGAAGCCUCACAUGCAGGCUCUGCUAUGCACUCACGACGCAGUUGCGCAAAAGGAUUACUACCCAAAAAUUCCUGAACUACCGUUAGAAGUCGACGAAGAUGAUGAAAUCAUAAAAAUUGUGGAGCUAAUCAAGUCCGACGAGCCUUUGUGCGGUCCUGGUGUUGAACCGAUUGUGGGGGCAACGAUAAAGACCUGCGAAGGAACAGACAAGAUAAUUUUCGCACGAAUUAUGCUGGGCGGCCCGGCGGACAGAUCUGGGGCUAUUCAUGUCGGCGACGAGGUUCUUGAGGUGAAUGGUAUCAGCGUCGAAGGAAAGACACCGGCUUGUGUGCUGAAAAUUCUGGACGAUUUUGAGGGCACGGUAACAUUCAAGCUUGUACCAGCGAGUAGCAAGUGCGGCGUCAGAGAAAGCAAGGUUCGUGUUCGAGCACAUUUUUCGUACACUGCCGCGGACGAUCCUUACAUACCUUGCAAAGAAGCAGGAUUAGAUUUUGUCAAAGGGGAUAUACUUCACAUCGUUACUCAGGACGAUUCUCACUGGUGGCAGGCGCGACGUGAAGGCGAUCGAAAUAUGAGAGCUGGUCUCAUUCCAAGCAGAGCCCUUCAGGAGCGAAAUAUCGUCUUAGAGCGACAACUCAAGGAAAAGAGCGAUGAAUCUGACAAUAUAAGCCUGUGUUCUGUUCCAGUGGCUUUGCCUGCCCUGUGUCCCCGUCCCCAGACCUCUUCGCUCGUCUUGCCCACAAAGUGCAACUUGCAGGGUCCUAAGACUAAAAAAAUCAUGUAUGACGUGGCAGAGAAUGACGACUUUGAUCGUGAGGAGAUUCCGACUUAUGAGGAGGUUGCCAAACUCUAUCCAAGACCCGGAUUCUUCAGACCUGUCGUCCUUGUUGGGCCUCCUGGGGUUGGCAGAAACGAGCUCAAGCGGAGACUGGUUGCCACCGAUCCGGAUAAGUACAAGACUCCGAUUCCUUAUACUUCAAGACCGCCAAGACCUGGGGAGUUGAACGGCAAAGAUUACUUCUUUGUGUCGCAUGAAAACAUGAAGGAAGACAUAGACUCUGGAAAGUUUAUAGAGUACGGUGAAUACAAAGGAAAUCUUUACGGCACAAGCCGCGAGAGUGUAGAGUCGCUAGUAAACGCUGGAUAUGUCUGUGUGCUUAGUCCGCAUUAUCAGGCUUUAAAGAUGCUGCGAAAUCCGCAGCUCAAACCGUUUGUCGUAUAUGUGAAACCGCCGAGAUUUGAAAUACUGAAGGAAACUAGAAACGAGGCAAGAGCGAGAUCGACAUUCGACGAGAAGAACUCCAGAGGUUUUACGGAUGACGAGUUUCACGAGAUGAUACACAGCGGAGAACGAAUAGAGUUCCAUUACUCCCAUCACUUUGACGAAACAAUUAUCAACGCAGAUCUAUCGAUGGCUUUUGAAGAACUAGUCAGCGCCAUUUCGAGAUUAGAAACCGUACCCUUGUGGGUUCCAGCUUCCUGGGUUCAGUGAGAAUUAUUGUCUCAAAUAGCCUAUUUUGUAUAAAUUCAAGAGCUUGAUACUGAGAGAUAGAAUUGAAAGUCCACGGUGUAUUUAAGUUUGUUUAAAAUUUGAAAAAAAGAACGAAUGAACGACGCCCUGCAGACCGUCGAAAAGUUGGAGGGAAUAGUUUUUGUCGAAAAACUUUUACCCUACCACCGCCGACUCUGACUGAACUUCGUCAAUAAAUAAAAAAGAGAGAUACGAUUUUCUUAAAAAAAAAAUGCAUUGUGUUUUCGCAAGAGACACGCAUGCUGGCGUCUAAAAUUUUAUUCUAAAAUUUUUCAUUAUUUCAAAUAAUGAGUAACUGCCUGUGUCGAUUACCACUGAUAGGAAUCGACGUGUUCAAUCUUCUACAGUAAUGAGUUAGAUCGUUAAUUAAUAAGAAUCCAACGCCAACAUUUGGAAUA
Messenger RNA from Diprion similis, 2565 nucleotides. Its product is annotated as MAGUK p55 subfamily member 7-like. The transcript is spliced from 11 exons. Lineage: Eukaryota; Metazoa; Arthropoda; Insecta; Hymenoptera; Diprionidae. Bases 341 to 2128 code for a protein of 595 amino acids. Gene Ontology annotation, molecular function: protein binding. Gene Ontology annotation, cellular component: plasma membrane; cell-cell junction. The record is from RefSeq and is a predicted model, not a curated record.